This is a messenger RNA of Dibothriocephalus latus, 540 nucleotides long. NCBI's taxonomy places the organism in Eukaryota, Metazoa, Platyhelminthes, Cestoda, Diphyllobothriidea, Diphyllobothriidae. The record is from the annotation of a GenBank genome assembly.
AUGUGCGUCUGCACGCUUUUUGGUCACAACUGUACCAACGAGAAGGAUAUUAUUGAUGUUAUUGGUCGGCGAACGCUAAAAGAACGCCACGAACUUCGUUUACGUUACGCGGAACUCUACCGAGAGGAUCUGGUGGACGUAUUGAAUGCAGAGUUGAGCGGGGAUUUCCGCCAGCUCGCCAAAUACCUCUUCUUUGGGCCUAUCCAGGUGCUCGCCCUCCAAUUGUAUAAAUUACUGAAAACAGAAGGGACAGCUGACACAGCUCUCAUUGACAUUAUCUGUUGCUGCAGCCCGACCGACUUAUCUGCUCUACAGAAAGUCUACAAGGAGGAUACGUCGCGAACUCUUGCGAAUGAUGUUGAGAAGAGAACUAACGGAACUCUCCGAGAAUAUAUGAUACUGUUUUUAAACACGGAGAGAAAAGCCUUUUCUUUUGCCCAGCUCCAAACAGCUGUCACUACUGCAGAUUGGGAUGUCCUGGUAAAUUUCCAGGAGGCUGAAAACAAAGCCGAGCGCAUCUUCUCUGCUGUGAACACGUAA